Liolophura sinensis is the source of this 483-nucleotide messenger RNA. Its product is annotated as glutathione S-transferase 1-like. Gene Ontology annotation, biological process: glutathione metabolic process. The record is from RefSeq and is a predicted model, not a curated record. The coding region runs from base 1 to 483 and encodes 160 amino acids. Lineage: Eukaryota; Metazoa; Mollusca; Polyplacophora; Chitonida; Chitonidae. The transcript is spliced from 4 exons. Gene Ontology annotation, molecular function: glutathione transferase activity.
AUGCCGUUUGAUCAGGUGUCCGUCCUGGAGGUAGACGGCCAGAUGAUCGCUCAAGAAUACGCCAUCUCUAAAUUCCUGGCCAGGCAAUUCGGUUUCUGCAGUAAGGACAACAUGGAGCAUGCCAGGGAAGACAUGUAUGUCUUCUUGUCGGAGGACCUCUGUGGCGAAGUAGAGCCUUUGUUUUUCGAGAAGGACAAGGACAAGCUGGCAGUGAUGAUGAAAAAGUUUGUGGAACAGACUGGCCCCAACAUACUGUCCAGACUGGAGACCGCCUUAGGUAACUGUACAUCUGGUUACCUGCUUGGUGACAAGAUAUCCUGGGCUGACAUGGCUGUGUUUUCGAAUGUAGGGGCGAUGGAGUACAUUAUACCAAAUGAGUCUGUGACACUGCUGAAGGCUUACCCUAAACUCACGAAGCACCUAGACUUGGUCCGGUCUCACCCAAACAUCAGCGCUUACCUCAAGAAACGACCCACCCCCUAG